GAAGCGAAGUGCAGUCCAAUGAAAUGUCCCCACAUGCACAAUUCAAUUCCAAACCUUAUAGCUUAAAGGCCUUCCAGCUCCACGGCACCCCCUGCCUGACCUCGUUACUGCACCUCGAUGGCCCACCAAGCUACAGACCUCGCCCGUAACUACGGUUCCAUAUCUUCUUCCAGCGAGCAUGCCCCCGCCGUGCCCCUCAGACGCUCCAACGUCAAUUCCAAUGGCCAUACCAACACCACUGCCGAGCCGCUGUGGGCUCUGACUUCUCACAAUGACGAGCUUGCACCUCUGGCUGCGAAAUGCGAUAAGCAUAACGAAUCCAGAGACGUGUGCUGCAAAACUCUCAAGGGGGACGAUGAACGCAUGCUCAUCGAUCCAGACGUCGUCCGCGAUAUAAUCAUUGGUCUUUCGGAUGGUCUCACUGUUCCGUUCGCCCUUACGGCUGGUUUGUCAUCCAUUGGCGACUCUCGUAUCGUCGUCAUUGGAGGUGUGGCAGAGCUCAUCGCAGGUGCAAUAUCCAUGGGAAUCGGCGGGUUUUUGGCGUCCCAAGCGGAGCGCGACCAUUUCUAUUACCUCCGCAAGCGAACCCGGCAUCGCGUUCAGCGAUCAUGUGCCGGAGAGAUGGAGCGAGAAGUUCACACCGUACUAGGCCCAGUUGGCGUGAACGAAAAGAUCAGCCGACAACUUGCGGAUGACCUAUUGGCGUUGGAAGAUCAGCAAACUCGUGAGGCCAUUGAAUAUGCUCGGACACACCCCGAGAGUGUAUGGAAUUCAGACGUCGGUUUGACGGCUUUCUUGCUGAAAUUCGGCGAGGGGAUGGAGGAAGUCCCAACGGCCCGGCUUUACAUCUCAGCGUUCACGAUCGGCAUGGGAUAUUUUAUUGGUGGACUCAUCCCGCUCCUUCCUUACUUUUUCAUUAAUGUCGCUCAGGUUGCUUUGAUUUACUCUUGCAUCAUAACGGGGAUCGUCUUGCUCAUCUUUGGAGCUAUCAAGCAGCACUUCACUGGUGGGAAGGGUGGUUUCUCAGGAUAUGCUUGGGGAGCGUUUAGCACGCUCUUCGUUGGAGGUGUUGCAGCUGGUGCUGCAUUCGCCAUCGUCAGAGCUUUGGAAGCUUAG
Cantharellus anzutake is the source of this 1116-nucleotide messenger RNA. RefSeq names its product VIT family-domain-containing protein. Gene Ontology annotation, cellular component: fungal-type vacuole membrane. Lineage: Eukaryota; Fungi; Basidiomycota; Agaricomycetes; Cantharellales; Hydnaceae. Gene Ontology annotation, molecular function: iron ion transmembrane transporter activity; manganese ion transmembrane transporter activity. Gene Ontology annotation, biological process: intracellular manganese ion homeostasis. The transcript has 7 exons. The record is from RefSeq and is a predicted model, not a curated record. Bases 118 to 1116 code for a protein of 332 amino acids.